Acanthaster planci (crown-of-thorns starfish) is the source of this 4744-nucleotide messenger RNA. RefSeq lists its product as uncharacterized. Gene Ontology annotation, molecular function: calcium ion binding; protein binding. The record is from RefSeq and is a predicted model, not a curated record. NCBI's taxonomy places the organism in Eukaryota, Metazoa, Echinodermata, Asteroidea, Valvatida, Acanthasteridae.
GCCCAUAGCAACACAAACAAGCCUGACACAAAGCGCCAUUUUUCUAUUGAUCGGAUACUAUGCAUGAAUUAUGUGUGUGUGCAGUGAGCCAUCUGCAACACAUGUAUACAAUAAUACCUAUGUAUGCACGCCGUCAAGGGUCUGACUAUAGAGCAAGGACCCGUUUAUUUUCAACUUGAAAAUAGGUAGGGCCUAAACCUACAGGCGAAAAACGUCUCCAACAGUCACGCUGCUGCAUGAGGUUGCAGAGAGGUAGGCCUAGCGAGUUGAAUCUGAAAUAUUAUAGGUGUCCAAGAUGUCGAACGAAAAUGAGCCGGAAGACCAAACUGAAGAGGAAGAUAUGGUUGUGCUAGAUACGGACGAAAACGCCAACAAGACACCGGCUGGUAGCAGAGCGCCCAGCCGGGCCAAGAGUCGAGGCAGUAUCGGAGAUGAUCGCAAGACAAUAACCAGGAAAGGUGGUCGAUCAACAGCCCGCCCUGACAGUAGACUGUCUGGAGUGGAUGAUAAUGAGUCCCAGAUUGAUGACUCUGCCCGAUCAGAGACAACAUACAGCGAGAGCAGUGGCUUUGAUACAGACCUAGAGGUUGAAGACACCAUUUUGGCACUGAAGAGAAAUGUGCGUGAGGCUUAUGAUGCAUCAGGUAAAUCCACCUACAAGGAAGCUUGUCGACUGAAUGGCGUGAUACCUGUCUCAUACUUUCUUAGACACAUAGCUGACUCAGAGCUGACUAUGAAGCAUCAUGGUCUAGGGCCUGCUGGAGCCAAGGCUAUUGCUAUCUCGCUGGUGACUAACACUACAAUUUGUAAGUUGAACCUGAGUGAUAACUGGCUAGAUGCUGUUGGUGGAAUUGCCAUCGCUGAUAUGCUCAAAGAAAACUGCUACAUAACUGAUCUGGACCUUUCAGAGAACAAAUUGGGUAACUCAGGAGCGAAAGCCUUGAGUGAAAUGCUUCUGCAGAACAGUACAUUAACACAUCUCACGUUAACAGGAAACAGCUUUGAAGACAAAAGUGCAGAAUAUUUUGCUGAAGUCAUUUUGAACAAUAGCAAACUCGAGUAUGUGAAUCUGAGUCACAAUGAAUUCAGUGAGGCUGCAGGACUGCUUCUUGGGCCAGCAAUUUCUGAAAAUAUCACCAUGAGACAGCUUGAUCUGAGCUGGAACCACAUCCGAAGAAAAGGAGCCCUAGCACUUGCUAAAGGCAUCAUGAAUAACAUUGGACUGAAGGUCAUCAAUAUAUCUUGGAAUGGCUUUGGCAAUGAAGGUGCCCAGGCUCUUGGUGAAGCACUCAAAGUGAAUAGCUCAUUGGAAGAAUUAGACAUCACGAAUAACAGAAUAUCUGGUGAAGGAGCAGUUUUCUUGGGGAAAGGUUUGACCAAUAAUGAAACGCUCAAGAUUCUGAGAAUUGGGAAGAAUCCUAUGCAAGCAGCUGGAGCAUUCGCCAUCUUAAAAGCUGUCAAAGAUAAUACAAAUACCAUCAUGGAUGAAUUGGACUUUUCAGGGAUUCAAGUGAACAAAGAAUUUGAAGAUCUGUACAACCAGUUGAAGGAGACUCGUCCCAACAUUAAAAUCCAUCAUGGCGGUAUGAAAGAAGCUGUCAAACCUAAACAGAAACUGAACCCUAUGCUGAAACUACAACGCUACAUUCAGAAGAACAACUUACGCCUGGUGGACUUCUUCAACAAGUUUGACAAAGAUGGAAGUAUGAGUGUAACAUAUGAUGAGUUUGAAGAGGGACUAGUGGAGAGUGGCAUUGACCUUUCCAAAGAAGAGAUAGCUUAUAUGAUUGGUGAAUUGGACAAAGAUGGUGAUGGAGAAAUUAACUACAGCUCCAUCUACAGAUCUAUCUUAGUGCAUGAUCAUGGUACAAGGCAGGCAGCCAUGUUUUGCACUGGUCCCCUGCAGGCUCAGGCAGCUGCCAUCACCAUAGCACUGACAUUCAGCCCAACUAAUCCUCUCUUCUCGUCCUGAACCAACUUAUCAUUGUUACUUACAUCAUUUUGCUACUUUGCACUACUUCUCUUGCAAACGCCCAUAUUGCAUGGUUUGUAUUACAACUGUUUUCUCUUUAUCAUACCACGGUCAGACUCUCUUUGAUAAGCUAGGAAACCAUUUAUGUAUGUACAAUGCAUAGGAAAAAACUCUGUCAAGCAGACCUCAUGUUCUGUUCAAUUUCCCUUAUAUCGUAUCACAUUUUGCAUAGCAAAAUCGACCAAAUGCUGCACACUUUCUAAAAUAAAUCACACAUUGUGCAAUACAAAAUGCAUAUGGCUUGAUGCUAUAAUAUGCUUGAAACAACACUUUGAUUUACUCAUAGAGCUUGAAAUAUGCAUGCAUAAAUCGAGUCCGCAAUCGGGCAAUGAGUUGACUUCAUUGGUUCCCACACAACUCGUGUUCACUUGAGAUAGCCAAAGUGGGGGAUCGGUAACGCUCACGCAUUUCGGCUAGGCUCCAGGCAUGGUGCAUACAGCAUGUACUGUACAGUACAUGUACAUGACUGAACAUGCGGUCAUCAUUUCAUGUCUUUGUUGGACAUUGCGUUAACGUUUAACUUCUGAAGAGCCAAAUGGAAGUUGAAAGUGGUGCAGAUGGAAAAUUAAGUCAUGGAAGAAUGAAAAACAAGUUCAACUUACACUUGCUGGAAUAAAAAAAUGAUUGAAGUUUCCUUUUAUGACUAAUGUUACUCACGCUUUUGGUUAUAGGGAAGAUUGAUGUACUACCAGAUUGUACAUACAUUUUUAAUAGAGUCCCCUAACAUUACGCACUUCGACUUUCACUUGACUUGUUGCCAAAUCCCUUGUUGAAAAACUACAUUUUGUUAAAUACUUAUACUGUAACCCUCAUAAUACAUUCUGUUGAACAUUCAGCAUCGUGAAAUUUCAUCUGAAAUCCAAAAAUGGCAGGUCCGGAAAUUGGGCAAGAAUUCAGCUGGGUGUUGCCUGACAACCCACCAUGCCAGCUUCGCGCACUUGAAAAAAUGCCCCCAAACCGGAAUAAACAUUAAAGAAAUUCUUUGAAGUUGAUAAAAACUACUAAAUUAUUAUUAGCUCCACUCAUCAAACCACAUGUUCAUCAGAAAAUUAUUUUUGUAUUUUGCAGGUAUUUUUAAGAGUUCAUUUUGGACUUAAGAAAAAAUUAAAAAAUCAAGCCCAAAAUAAAAAUUUCAUUGGCAAUGUGUAGCGGGUCAGGAUUUUUGUAAAAUCAAGAUUCUUGAAUCAGAAUGUUGAGAGUUUCCAAUUUCACUUAUAAUGAAAUUCGAGGAAGAAUAUUGCUCUGGCAACGUAGGCACUAGAGGCAAAAAAUCAGAGUGUGCCACAUUAGGGUACAUCAGCAUAAUCCUUUGGUAAGUAAGCCAUGGCCAGCCACACAAGAAAGCCAACACAAGUGUUCACACUUUGGCAAGCAAAAUGAAGGUCAGAUUCUUCCAACAGUGCAAUUUACAUGAAACUCACAUGAAAAAAUUUGGCAGGAUAAUCAGGUAUUGUGAUGUUGAUCAUGUGCAGCCAUUUUAAUCAGAUCCCGUGCCCAGGUAUUUUGCCCCUAUUUUCAGGUUCCUCACACCUACAUAUACUUUACCCACUUUAAACAUUUUCCGGCCCAAGACUUACUCUGAAAGUGAAUUGAAAGACCAUUGUUGAGGACUUUGUUUGUUUUGUUUUCUUUUAUAUGGCUAUUCAGUGGUUUCAUACAGUUACAUUGUGAAAAGACUGCUACACGAAAUUAGGCAAUUGCUAUGCAAACAAAAUAUUGCAUAGCAGUUUGCAUGCAAAUAUUUUGAGGAAAUCAAACCCUGUAAGUAAUACUCUUGACUCAGCUGUCAAAUUGUUACCAUUAAUACAAUUACAGUCUUGUUAAAAAACCAAAAGUAAAAAGGAGGAUUAAAAAAAUGGAUGAAUAAAGAACCAAUGCCAACUAAAUAUAACUGAAGCGUGAAUAAGAAUAGAAAAAACAUGAAUCAUUCUAUAGAUACCAUAAAGAAAGAAAACCAGGAAAGUGUGUGCUUCCCCCCGUGGUAACAUGACUACGUCAUUUGAAUCAGUUGGCUCUUACAUCAUUUACACUUCUUCCCCUUGUUUCAUCAUUCAGUCUUUCAUCAUUUUACUUUCAACAGUUCAUUACUGUCUAUUUUAGGAUCGUUUUCAGUAUGUGGAGGAGGGGUCUUGGCUUUGCUAAGCAGUGACUGAGUUUGCUUUUGUUCUUUUGCAAUGAAAACUUUGUUGACAACAAUCUGUUGUCAUUUUGUUGUCAGUGUGCACAUUUUCAAUUCUGUAGAUGGGUAUUGAUGACUCCUUGUUGAGCUUCAUUUCAGAUUUGACAUCAGCUUAAGUGCACAGUGGUUUUUGGAUGCAUGGUGUCAUUGCACUGGUACACAUACAUAUAUGUACCUCUCAUCAUGGAUUUUAUUGCACAGUGGGGAGGGGGGUUGUAGCAACAAGGUCAAAUGUGAGAUGCUGGCACCUACACUGCAUGGUUCCUCCAUCAUGACUUAUUUCAAUCUUCAAGAGAAGGAAUCUGGAACCAGUCUUGAAAUCAGAGACUGCUUCACCUGCCUUUUUAUCACCAUUUCAAGAAUCAACAGCAUACAGUUUUGAUUCAUUGCCUCACCCAUGCUUGUGCAUAGAGCCUGUACUUCUUAAUUUGACACAUGAAGUGCUCAAUACAGAUUCUGUUAGUGUAAUGGAAAUUUGUUGAAUAAUAUUAAGUCUGUGAUGUCAUUAAAUGAAAUGAUAUGUUUGUUGCUUU